GCCAGAUUUGGCUCCAGCAGAUUUCUGGUUGUUCCCCAGAAGUUAAGAUGGCGAUGAAAGGAGACCGUCACGACCCCAUCCAGGACACCCAAAGGGAAUGGUACUGCAGUUUUAAAUGUGAUGCCACUGUUGUAUAUGCGUUAUUGUUGUAUAAGAACUGUUUCAUUUGGUAAAGGUAUUGUAUACGCUAUGUUACUUCAUUUGCAUUUACUCUUAAUAUGUUAUUUCAUUAGCAUUUAAUUUUAAUAGAAAUGUAACAGAAAUGGUAGCGACACAGGAGGACGAAAGUAUGCAGUCGAGAUAACCAAGGGGGUCAGACGCGUGACCUCCGUCUCACGCAGCUGUGGCUGCUAAAAAGCACGUAACAUAGGGUACAGGGAGAGAAGCCCACACAAAAAAGAGGCCAGACAUAAGCAAGCAAACUAAGAGAGCCCUGCUCUGAAAUAUUCCUUACGACUGGUGUGUUAUUAAAACAAAGAAUGUAGACAGUCUGAUGCAGACGGAGCGAGAGACUAGUCGUUGACCGAGAUAGCGGCUAGGUAGAGCCAAGACAGCCUUCCCUCCCUGGAACCCUAGCUAUCAGUCCUCAGGUGUAGCGUACAUGUGUAAUCUACAGAAAUUAGUUAAUAAACUCAAUUUGCUGAUUACACCACUCUUGUCGGAUCAAACGAUCCUCCUCUGUCAACCCGCAUACCCAGCGAUUUCCACGCGCGCCCCAGCCUAGGGAGCACCAGACCUAGACGUGACUUGUGCGCAGGUAACAUCCACGAUACGCCAGCGCCGGGCAUCCAGCGAGGAACUUCGGGAUACAACAUAAACUUUCUGGUGUCAGACGUGGGGUUAUUGGGGUUAUUGGGGUUGAUUCGAGUGAGUGCACGGAGGGAGCGUGAAGCUGCAAGAGAGACGCCGAAACUGAGGUCGCGGAACUGCAACCGUGAAGCUGCAAGAGUGGCGCUGAUCUAGAGAGCUAUAACCAGAGGGAGGUGACAGAACGAGUCAUCAGGACGAGUCAACAGAACGAGUCGUAAGAACGAGACAUCAGAACGAGUCAUCAGGACGAGUCGUAAGAACGAGACAUCGGAACGAGUCAUCAGGACGAGUCAUUGGAACGGGCUAUCGGAACGAGACAUCGAAGCGGACAGGAACCAGUGCAGUGGGCUGAUCGCGUAACGAUGGGAAUCCAAACGAUAGCGCUGAUAGCGUGGACGGUAUGGAUGGUUAUAGCAAGGGGCGUGGCGUCAGACAUCGACGACUUAGGAUAUACCUUGGAAAAGUACAAGGAAUCGCCAGGUAUCUAUUAUGAAAACAUAGGCCAGGCAAACUUCUACAACACGAACUGGAGGACCAUAGUGUAUGUGGACCUUAAACAAACCGUCAAUCAGUCGGUAGGAAUAGAACAAUAUAUUAAGCACAUAAGCAGACUGUGCCACGAACUCGCGGUAAAGAACCAGACGGAGUGUAAUUAUUUCCAUGACAUAGCAGAACGUAAAAUUCGACAGAUCAAGGGGACUGAAAAAUUAUUGCUAGAGGUAACUGAUCCAAAAUACAGUGGAAAACGCAUAAGAAGGGGAGUACUUAAUUUCGUUGGUGAAAUUAGUAAGAUUCUUUUCGGAACUAUGGAUAAUGAUGAUGCUAAAUAUUACAAUGAGCAGAUACGACACUUUGAAGAAAAUUCUGAUAGCAUGACGAACCUGUUGAAACAACAGUUGUCUGUAGUAAAAUCCACUCUAGGGGCCAUAAACGAAACCCUCUCGGAUAUGGAGUACAAUGAGGAUGUCGUAAAGAGGGGACUAUCCCAAAUUAAGGCGUAUGUAGAAUCAGUGAUUUCAAAUACCACCCGAGUUACUGAUGCUUUGGCUGAUAAGAUUACGGUAGAAAGCCACAUUGCACGCGUGAAUGAGGCAUUGAAUACUCUACAAAGAAGCCUCGAUGUAGUGAUUGAUAGCAUUAUCAACGCGAGGAAGGGAAUUCUGCAACCGCAAGUGGUACCCCCCAGCCUCCUGAUGGACGCCUUAACACGAAGUUUCCCGUCUUUUCCUAAGGAAACUAUGGCUCCCUUCCCCUUGAGCAAAGACUCUAUAAACUUACUGCUUAAAAUUUGUGAUAUACAUGUCUAUUUGAGUGAUGGUAUAUUGGGUUACGUGGUAGAGUUACCACUGGUGAACAGAGGAAAUUUUAAGAUACUCAAAAUGACUCCAAUACCAGUAGCGCUAGACUUAAAUAAGUUUCUGUAUAUUGAUACUGCUGAAUCCAUGUUGUGCCUUGAUCAAGCAAGACAAUAUUACUUAAUGUUAACCGAAGACGAGCUAAGGCAAUGUAAAACCAAGGACUCCAACUCAUAUGUGUGCAAACAAAAACAUCCUUUAAUGUCUAGCCAUGUACAUGAGUCUUGUUACAUUAGGCUACUGCAGUCAAAUGAGAGGAUCCCAAGGAGUUGUGAAACUAGAAUAGCGAAAUUAACUAAUACUGUAUGGGUACAGUUAAUGAAUAAUGAAUGGAUAUAUUUCUCCCCUUCCAUAGACAGUGUAACAGUGCUAUGUGACGGGAAGGAACCUGCUGACGUGUUGCUUACAGGAGUGGGAAAAUUAAGUAUCAAUAGUGGGUGCAAAGGGUAUAGCACCUCGGCGUUGCUGCAAACCAGUUUUACUGUAGCCAGUAAUUCAUCUGUGAAAGGAGGAGACCUGCUCACGCAAGUCCCCCUCCGAUUUGAUUGUUGUGAGGAACUCAAUAUGAGGGUCAACCUUAGUAGCAUACAUUUAGAUAUGAAGUUCAAGCAAAUUGUUUCCCACUUAAAUGAUUUGAAAUAUGCUAGUUUCAAGGUUUCCGACCUAGAAAAGGAAAUACAGGAACAAGAAUGGAAAAACAAGCACAUCAGCAGCCAUAUGUCCUAUUCUGUAAUGGUAUAUAUUAUUUUUGCAAUUAUUGGUAUGUAUGCAUUUUACAAACUGUAUAGGUAUGUAAGGAACCGCUGGUUACACGCCGGCAACCCCAGGACGACCACGGCGGCUAUGAAAGCAAUUACAGCGACAGGCUCUGGUGGAAUGGGGAACACGGUAAAUAUAAACAUCAAGACAAGUAAUGAGAGCUUGGUCGCAAGCCCCGAAACCAUUCCCCUCCGAGGAUCUACCCAAUCCUUGCAGGACGAAACCCCUACCCGGAGGUCCCUCAGACCCCGGCUAGCUAAAUCAUAUUUCUAAGGACCCAUUGAAGUGUAAAUGGUCCUUCCACUUAACGGGGGAGGUGUUGUAUAUGCGUUAUUGUUGUAUAAGAACUGUUUCAUUUGGUAAAGGUAUUGUAUACGCUAUGUUACUUCAUUUGCAUUUACUCUUAAUAUGUUAUUUCAUUAGCAUUUAAUUUUAAUAGAAAUGUAACAGAAAUGGUAGCGACACAGGAGGACGAAAGUAUGCAGUCGAGAUAACCAAGGGGGUCAGACGCGUGACCUCCGUCUCACGCAGCUGUGGCUGCUAAAAAGCACGUAACAUAGGGUACAGGGAGAGAAGCCCACACAAAAAAGAGGCCAGACAUAAGCAAGCAAACUAAGAGAGCCCUGCUCUGAAAUAUUCCUUACGACUGGUGUGUUAUUAAAACAAAGAAUGUAGACAGUCUGAUGCAGACGGAGCGAGAGACUAGUCGUUGACCGAGAUAGCGGCUAGGUAGAGCCAAGACAGCCUUCCCUCCCUGGAACCCUAGCUAUCAGUCCUCAGGUGUAGCGUACAUGUGUAAUCUACAGAAAUUAGUUAAUAAACUCAAUGUGCUGAUUACACCACUCUUGUCGGACCAAACGAUCCUCCUCUGUCAACCCACAUACCCAGCGAUUUCCACGCGCGCCCCAGCCUAGGGAGCACCAGACCUAGACGUGACUCGUGCGCAGGUAAUAUCCACGAUACGCCAGCGCCGGGCAUCCAGCGAGGAACUUCGGGAU
Cryptotermes secundus is the source of this 3922-nucleotide messenger RNA. RefSeq lists its product as uncharacterized. NCBI's taxonomy places the organism in Eukaryota, Metazoa, Arthropoda, Insecta, Blattodea, Kalotermitidae. The record is from RefSeq and is a predicted model, not a curated record. The transcript has 2 exons. Bases 1173 to 3197 code for a protein of 674 amino acids.